Molecule: messenger RNA, 2488 nt
Organism: Ictalurus punctatus (channel catfish)
Lineage: Eukaryota; Metazoa; Chordata; Actinopteri; Siluriformes; Ictaluridae
Gene: dtl
Product: denticleless E3 ubiquitin protein ligase homolog (Drosophila)
Exons: 15
Coding region: 160-2052 (630 amino acids)
Biological process (GO): mitotic G2 DNA damage checkpoint signaling; proteasome-mediated ubiquitin-dependent protein catabolic process
Cellular component (GO): nucleus
Molecular function (GO): protein binding; protein-macromolecule adaptor activity
Source: RefSeq, a predicted model, not a curated record
AAAGCGCAACGUAAUAUUAGCGGGAUUUUUGUCUUGUUUCUUUCAUUGAGCGGUUCGCGGGAACUUCAGUGUAGGUGGCGGUUUUCCUCAGUUAGUACAUGUUUAUAGCGUUUCAGGAUUUUAUUUUUUGGUUUAAAACAAAACUUUCUGGUGUUCAGGAUGCUGUUUCGUUUUGUCGUCGACCGAGGAGUGGGUAAAAGAAGGCGUAACGAUAAGCACGGGGAUUACCCGUUGUCGUCUCUGUUGGAGUGUUUCCGGUGUGCCCGUCAUGACGAGCACGUGUCUUAUGGAGACUCGGGCGUCGCUGUUCCUCCGUUCGGAUGCACGUUCUCCACAGCUCCCGGACAGGGCAGCAUGCUGGCUGUAGCGAAUGAGGAAGGGAUCGUGAGCCUUUAUAACACCGAGAGACGCAGCACUGUACUGAAAGAAUGGCUGGCGCACGAUAACGCGGUGUUCGAUAUCGCCUGGGUCCCCGGAGCAAACAACCUCGUGACCGCGUCGGGGGAUCAGACGGCUCGGCUGUGGGACGUGAUCUCCGGGGAGCUGCUGGGAAGCUUUAAAGGCCAUCAGUGCAGCCUGAAGAGCGUGUCCUUUCCCACACGUGAGAAAGCUGUUUUCUGCACCGGAGGCAGGGACGGGAACAUCAUGCUGUGGGACAUGAGGUGUAGUAAGAAAGACGGCUUCUACAGGCAGAUGAAACAGAUUAGUGGAGCUCAUAUGAAGGUGGAGCGAAACACGCCGCCAGCGAAGAAAAAGCGAGCUACGUCAAGAGGAAUGGCUCCUUCUGUGGACUCUCAGAGGGGUGUGACGGCUGUUCUGUUCCGUGACGAGAACACGCUCAUCUCGUCGGGAGCCGUAGAUGGGAUGAUUAAGAUGUGGGAUUUGAGAAAGAGUUACACGGCGUACCAGCAGAACCCCACCCCACUCCAGACCUAUAGGUACCCGGGAUCCUCCACACGCAAGCUAGGUUAUUCAGGCCUGACGUUAGACUGUACGAGCUCCAGGCUGUUCUGCAACUGCACGGAUGACAACAUUUACACGUUCGACGUGAGUGGAAUGAAAACGACGCCAGUGGCUGUGUUCAGUGGCCACCGGAACUCCUCGUUCUACGUGAAGUCCAGCGUGAGUCCGGACGAUCAGUUCCUGGCCAGCGGGUCGAGUGACGGCAACGCUUAUAUCUGGAAGAUCUCUGACCCAGCUCAGGCUCCUGUUAUGCUUCAGGGUCACAGCCAGGAAGUGACAUCAGUCACCUGGAGCCCCUCUGAUUUUACGAAGAUCGCGACCUGCUCUGACGACAACACCGUGAGGAUCUGGAGGCUCAGCCGCAGCGUCGGCGGAGAAUACUCAGCAGGAGAUUUAAACCUUGUAGGCUGGGCAUGCCGCAAAAUCCAGACACCAUCCCGACCAUCUGGCUCCUCCCCUCAGGUUGAUGUAACCCCCGUUCGGAGCGGUAGGUCAGGCAGCGACGACUCUCUGUUAUCCCCUCAGCCCGGCUCGUGCGCCCCUGGCGGUGCCGACUUCCCUCCUCCAUCCGUCACCUCCUCUCCCGCUGAUGCACCCUGCCCGCCCCGAUCCAAAACUCCGCCCUCCAUCCCCGUCGUUAACACGCUCGGCUCGGAGAGGCGCGCCAAACGCCGCCUGGACACGAGCGAGGCGUCAGCGGCGGGGGAAGACGAGAGCGACGGCGUGACCGAGCUCUAUCCCGACCGUAAGAGGAGUCGGCAGUCCGCGAGCGCUUUCUGCCACCCGGCAGAGGAAAGAACCGAGCAGAAGGAGAAAGAGAGGAUGGGCUCGGAUAAGGAGAACCGCUCGCCGCUGAAGGCCGACUGGCUUUCCGCCAUGAGCCGGAAACUGAAACAAUCUCACAGCGGAGCCGCGUUACAGAAAAGCCCUAAUGGAGUAAAGAGACCAGACUCGAGGACGCCGUCCCUCCCUGCGCUGAGCUCUCCGCCGUCUGUGAAGAAGGCCUCCUCCCCUCAGACGAAGACAACUUCCUCUCCGGCUUCUAUGAAAAAGAUUUCUGCGUAUUUUCAGAAAACACCGCAAGACUGAUCCUCAUGCGUGUUCAAGUUCUCGAGGCUUUACUCGGCCGCUAAGUUUUGGACACUACGUUUUUAAAGAAAUAUCCAGCAGUGUUCUACUGUGUGUGAAUUUUACCCUCCAUCUUUUGUCUUUCAGCAAGACGAAUUUUCGAGGGAAUGUUUUUAUGCAAAAGGACAAACUAUAUUUGAGAUUUUUUUAUAUAUAUAUAUAUAUAUGUAUAUAAAAAAAAAAACACUGUAUUUUACUUGACCGUUCCUAAAAUUGAUUUGCGAAGCUGUCAUUAAUGGAGUGUUCACACACAUGUUGAGUGGACGUGUAUAUGACGUGUGUGUUGUCAGCUACGUUCAUAACGCAUACUUUUUGUAUUAUUGUCGUUCUUCUUUAAACUGUUGCAUACUGCGUUGGUUUGAUCUGAUCAUUAAAUACAUGCGCUCUGUUUGGUGAA